AUGGUCCCUAUUGCUCAUCAUCUUUUACAUGGCAAUGCCUGUCAGAGGAAAUUGACCAUGUUCAGCCAGGAUAUUCAGCCCUGCAAACAUCAAUGGAAAUGUCAAUGCCAUACUGCAGCACAGCCGGGAUCUGAGCAGUUUGAGAUGAACAAAGGCGGGUGGACCUGUGCCGGACCAACUCAUCAAUUGAUCAAUGCAGCCGUCGAAUCAAGCAGACCAGAUGGUUUCUGCUUCGAUGCUGGUGGCUUGGAUCCCCAUUGUGCCUAUGUGUCCCGUUUCCAUAUUCGGAAACCACGCUUCAAUGGCGUCAAUUCAUGUUUGAUAGCUCAGCACAUUGUCCGUUGUAAUUGA
Molecule: messenger RNA, 351 nt
Organism: Pochonia chlamydosporia 170
Lineage: Eukaryota; Fungi; Ascomycota; Sordariomycetes; Hypocreales; Clavicipitaceae
Exons: 1
Coding region: 1-351 (116 amino acids)
Source: RefSeq, a predicted model, not a curated record